This is a messenger RNA of Penicillium maclennaniae, 1350 nucleotides long. RefSeq names its product PCI domain protein. Gene Ontology annotation, cellular component: eukaryotic translation initiation factor 3 complex; cytoplasm. Lineage: Eukaryota; Fungi; Ascomycota; Eurotiomycetes; Eurotiales; Aspergillaceae. Bases 1 to 1350 code for a protein of 449 amino acids. Gene Ontology annotation, biological process: cytoplasmic translational initiation. The transcript has 2 exons. Gene Ontology annotation, molecular function: translation initiation factor activity. The record is from RefSeq and is a predicted model, not a curated record.
AUGCCCGCUCCGACCAACACCCUCCUGAUUGAGGGUUCGUUCUCUGAGCUCGCCGAGGAGUUCGCCCAGUACAUCGACACUCUCCGCAAGGAAGAGACCCUCCAGUCCGAGAUCGCCCCGCUCCUCCAGCCGAUCCGCCAGCAGGAACAAUCUGAGGGCGAGCCCGACUUGAAGCAGCGCGAUGAGGUUCUGAAGAAGCUCGUGGGGGCUGCGACCGCGUUGAACGGUGCCCCCGAGAAGGAGAUCACCCCCUCUUACAACCUCCUCGUCCACCUCAUCCACCAGUCCUCUGACGUGGACGUUUUCCUUCCUCGCAUUUGCACUUACCUCGCUAAGCCCAUCACUACCUCGCCCCAAUUCGGCCCUACUUUGGCCAUCUCAAUUCUCACCACCAUCUUCAACACUUUGUCCGCCACCGACUCCAGCCGGUACCACGUUCUCCUGGCCAUUGUCGCCGUCAUCCGCCAGUCUGGAUCCGGAUACGCCUUCGAGGCAUUGAAGCCCCAGUUGGCUACGCAGCUGCCCACAUGGUUGUCUGCGUGGGAGUUGGACGAUGAGGAGGCCCAGAAGUUGCACUUGGCCAUCGCCGAUGCGGCCACCGCGGCCGGUGAUGACGACCUCGCCCAGUCGCACGUCAUCCAGGCUCUCCAGACCAUCCCCGCGGCCGAUUCCACUAAGCCCGCCGCUCGCGACCUGGCCGUCCGCGCUCUCGCAUCUGCUCUGCGCCGCCCCGCCGUCUUCGAUUUCACUCCUCUGACUGCCUCCGACGCUGUCCAGUCGCUUCGCUCCAGCGACAGCUCUCUCUUUGAGCUCUUGGAGAUCUUCACCUCCGACACCCUUGACACCUACGAGGAUUUCGUGAGCGCCAACCCUCUCGCUUCUAUCUCCGGUGGUGUUCUUGCCGAGGCCGCCGAUGCCCUGCAGACCAAGAUGCGUCUUUUGACCCUCACCUCCCUGGCUGCUUCCACUCCCUCGCGCUCCCUCCCAUACGCCGCCAUCGCCUCCGCUCUGCGUGUCCCCGCCUCCGACGUGGAGAUGUGGGUCAUUGACACCAUCCGCGCCGGUCUGGUCGAGGGCAGGCUCUCACAGUUGCGCUCCGAGUUCCUUGUCCACCGCGCCACCUACCGUGUCUUCGGCGAGAAGCAGUGGGCCGAGGUUCAGGGCCGCCUGAUGGUCUGGCGCCGCUCUCUCGAGAGUGUCCUGACCGUGAUCCGCUCCGAGCGUGAGCGUUUCGCUCGUGAGGGCAUUCAGGCCGCUGAGGAGCCCAAGAACGGCGACAAGGCGCGCUCUGGAGGUCCCAGACGCCCUCAGGCCUCGCAACCCCGCGAGGUUGAUGCUGUCGGCGAGUAA